AUGCUUGGGGAAACUGGGGCUUACGAGCCAGCCUCUGGACGCUUCCAAUGGCAUGCUGUAGCAUGUGGAUUAGUAUUCAGAGCAACUGUUGCCUUUUGCUCUCGAACCCUAGCUAGUGAAAAUCAGCUGCGGCUGGGGAGCCUCCUGGAGGACGGGCUCUCGUACAAGGAGAGCUUCAUCGUGCGCUGCUACGAGGUGGGCAUCAACAAGACGGCCACCGUCGAGACCAUCGCCAACCUCCUCCAGGAGGUAGGAUGUAACCAUGCCCAAAGCGUUGGGUUCUCCACUGAUGGUUUUGCCACGACCACUACAAUGAGAAAACUCGGACUUAUUUGGGUGACGAACCGAAUGCACAUUGAGAUCUACAAGUACCCUGCUUGGGGUGAUGUUGUUGAGAUUGAAACAUGGUGCCAAGAAGAUGGAAGAAUCGGUACUCGUCGUGAUUGGAUCCUCAAGGACCUGGCUAAUGGUGAAGUUAUUGGCAGAGCUACUAGCAAGUGGGUCAUGAUGAACCAAAAUACACGGAGACUUCAGCGAGUUAGUGAUGAUGUGAGGGAUGAGGUGUUUAUACACUGUCCAAAGACUCCAAGUUAUAAGAAUUGCAAACAAGCUACGGUUGUUCCCAGAGGAAAAUAAUGGCAGUUUGAAGAAGAUUCCAAUUCUUUCAGAUCCUGCACAAUACUCAAGACUAGGAGUCUAGGACUAGUGCCAAGAAGAGCUGAUCUGGACAUGAACCAACAUGUCAAUAAUGUUACUUACAUUGGUUGGGUCCUUGAAAGCAUACCUCAAGAUAUAAUUGAUACGCACGAGUUGCAAACCCUCUUGACUACAGAAGAGAGUGCCAACACGAUGACAUAGUUGAUUCACUUACUUACAUAGAGGAAGGAGAGGAGAAAAGCAUGAACGGUUCUGCUUCAACACAACACAAAGAAGAGCGGCAGCAGUUCUUGCAGGGCUUAAGUAGUUGGGGUUUUGUGUUUUGUAUUCUGAGUGAUAGAUGAAAUUAUACCAGUGUUUGUUGUUUCUUGCGUGGUUACACCGCAACCUUCGUUACAAAAUCAGCAGAAUGGACGCCCAGAGAAGGAACAAUGUAAAUGCUGAAGACUCCUUGAAGCCUGCUGCGCAGGUAUUCUGCAGAACACAGAGGCAAGUAAUCGAAAUAAUCUUGGUGUGACUUUGUAAGCAGGCGCUGGAAAUUUACAACA
Molecule: messenger RNA, 1205 nt
Organism: Panicum virgatum (switchgrass)
Lineage: Eukaryota; Viridiplantae; Streptophyta; Magnoliopsida; Poales; Poaceae
Product: oleoyl-acyl carrier protein thioesterase 1, chloroplastic-like
Exons: 8
Coding region: 1-636 (211 amino acids)
Biological process (GO): fatty acid biosynthetic process
Molecular function (GO): fatty acyl-[ACP] hydrolase activity; acyl carrier activity
Source: RefSeq, a predicted model, not a curated record